AAUCCUGCGCAAAUCCUUGAGGCCGUCGUGUAAAAUGCGUUCGUGAUGCAUGCAUGCGUGCCUCGCGCAUUGCGUGGAGAGGAGUGACGGACGUUGAUCCGUAUCGGCAACACGCGGCAUGGCACCGAUGGCACGUUGCAACUUUGCUCAAACAACUCAAGCGCCGCAUCUGCCGACGCAGCACCGCGGGUGCCAUCCCCCGUCCCGACGACCUUCAAAUGACGACUGGUGCUGCGCUGCUGCUUUCACUGCAGUGACCACCCGUGAACGACCGCAAGACUGAAAGGAGCAUGGCAAUGAGGAUGGUGCAAGCACCUUUUUUUUAUCCUUUAUGUCGAGGACGUGAUACGUGACUGGACGUAACGAAAAGCGCGGCACAGCAGCACAGGAAGGAAAUGUCGAUUUGUCACCGACGUCACAGGUUUUAGGAUGGGAACUUAUCCGGCGGAACUGCUCACCUUGAGGAGAAGAGAAAAGAUCCUCUGCUAGCCAGCAAAAUAUAAAUAGGAGACAUGCCAUCAAGACAAUAUUUUUGCGGAAAGAGCUGUGCGGUCCGGCAUGCUAUAUUGCUCAUCAAUGCUACGCUGCUACUCCAAGUUGCAUCUGCAGAACGAUGUGCAGCCUAUGAAGAAUGCCAAGUAGUAGCCAGUCAAACAUUUUCAAAGGAAUUGUCCAAGGUGUUUGGCCCAGGCCUGAGAAGCACUUUCCGCACCCCAGCAAGAUACUUCUUUGUGCAGGCAGUGGACACAAGUGGGAACAACUUUACGUCAUCUCCUCCAGGGAAGCUGACUGUAAACAUUGGUGGAACACAAGGUCAUUGUAGUAUCUGGUCUCAAGUGCUUGACCGUGGCGAUGGAUUAUUCAUUGUGAGGUACAGGUUGUUUCGAACCUGCCCUGAGGCUAAAAUUGAGGUCCUGUAUAACAACUCGCCUCUUUUGCAGUCACCCUUUGUACUCAAAGGCCCUCUCUAUCAUGAAGCUUGCAGUUGUCCCAUGUCGUACGAGGAGUGGCUUCGUGAAAUGGAUUGCUCACCGACUGACCCUCAGAUUCUCAGAGACCUGGAACAGUUUGGUGAUGCAAUUGAUAUGAAGGCUGCUGUGAAAAAUGCUCUAGAAAGGUUUCAUAGGCCAGGCUCUAUCAGUUUUUGUCAUUAUGCUGUGCUAAACAACAAGGUGUACCGAUCAUGCUAUGGCCAACAUGUGGGGUUCAACAUGUUUAUGGAUGCAAUUUUACUCUCACUAACAAGAAAAGUUGUUUUACCAGAUGUUGAGAUGCUGGUCAAUCUAGGGGACUGGCCACUCGAACAAAACACUUUCAAGGGAACCAAGGUGCCAUUUUUCUCGUGGUGUGGCUCUCGAAAAAGUAGUGACAUUGUGAUGCCUACCUAUGACCUAACAGAGUCUUCGCUUGAGAUGAUGGGCAGGGUAAUGCUGGAUGUGCUCUCUGUACAAGGUCACCCAGGUCCCUCCUGGAAAGACAAGGAAAUCGUGGGCUUCUGGCGUGGCCGUGACAGCAGAGAAGAACGGCUACGUUUAGUACGCCUGUCUAGGAAGCACCCAGAUGUCAUUAAUGCUUCCCUCACUAAUUUCUUCUUCUUCCGAGACCAAGAAAAAGAAUAUGGACCACGAGUAGACCACGUCUCCUUUUUCCAUUUCUUCAAGUACAAAUACCAGAUCAAUGUGGAUGGCACCGUUGCAGCCUACCGCAUGCCAUACCUCUUGGCUGGUAAUGGACUGGUGCUGAAGCAGGACUCUGAAUAUUAUGAGCAUUUCUAUGCUGAUUUGGUGCCUAUGCAGCACUAUGUGCCUUUUCGGCAAAACCUCACUGACCUGGUGGAAAAGAUACUUUGGGCCCGCAAUAAUGACGAGAAAGCGUACCGCAUUUCCAAGGAAGCAGGCCAGUUUGCACUGGACCACCUGCUACCACACCAUGUCUUCUGUUACUAUACUCAUUUGCUAAAUGAAUUUGCACGACGUUUGGUCCACGCACCUAGCGUUACUGAAGAAAUGGAGCUUGUGCCUCAGGUACAUGAUGAGUUCCCAUGUCAAUGUGACGACUCUUCGCAUCGAGAUGAACUUUGAACACAGCAUUCUACUAAAGUGAAGCAAGCACAGCAAGCUUCAGACGCAGCGUAUGGCCCAAGCAAGUCGUCGUCCUCAACAGAGGCAUGCAAAACUGUUGCUGCUUUGCCAACCCAUUUUGCUGCAUUGUGAUAUGUAGUACUUAAAGUAAGAACAUACAGUAUUGCGCAUGACAAAGAGAACUAGCCAAAGAUUUGUUCACUGUUAGGAAGUUCUCAUAAUUGGUUUCUUUUAGGUUUGUGGGUGUAAAGCAGGGUGCUAUGAAGUAAGAUAAGCUUUUAUGUUGCAUUAUACAAAGAUAUUUUGUUAGUAGAUACAGCCUUGUGAAUACAGGAAAGUGUGCAAAGUC
This is a messenger RNA of Ornithodoros turicata, 2430 nucleotides long. Its product is annotated as protein O-glucosyltransferase 2-like. The record is from RefSeq and is a predicted model, not a curated record. Lineage: Eukaryota; Metazoa; Arthropoda; Arachnida; Ixodida; Argasidae. Gene Ontology annotation, molecular function: glucosyltransferase activity; protein binding. Gene Ontology annotation, cellular component: endomembrane system. The transcript is spliced from 10 exons. Bases 513 to 2081 code for a protein of 522 amino acids.